AUGCAAUCACGAAUUACUGUCUCGGUGUCUCAAUACCUCUUUGCCCGCAUCAAAGAGAUUGGUGUUCGAUCUGUCCAUGGUGUACCAGGAGACUACAAUUUGGUGUCGCUUGACUACGUAGCCAAAGCUGGAUUGCGCUGGAUUGGUAAUUGCAACGAGCUCAACGCUGGGUAUGCGGCCGACGGAUACGCUCGCAUCCAUGGGAUUUCUGCCCUGAUGACAGUCGCAGGAGUGGGGGAGCUAUCAGCCUCCAACGCCAUUGCGGGAGCAUACGCCGAGUACGUCCCGAUUGUGCACAUUGUGGGACAGCCCAGUCUAGUAUCACAACGACAGAAGAAAUUACUGCAUCAUUCACUGGGCGAUGGGAAUUUCACAGAAUUGGCGAGAAUGUCGGACAGAGUGACAGCCAAAAGCGUACAGAUAGAUUGCGCGAAGCAAGCCCCUGGGCUGAUUGACGAUGUUAUCGCUCACUGCUGGAACACCAGCAGACCGGUGUCAAUCAUUCUUCCCACCGACAUGGUUCAUGUUCCUGUCCUGGCUGAGAAUCUUACACGACCGCUCGACCUAUCUGCCCCCAGAAACGAUCAGGCACUUGAAGCCCACGCAGCGGACGCUUUUCUCGAAGCUGUGCGGAUGGCAAAGAACCCCAUAUUUCUAGUUGGGGGCUAUAAUGUGCGCUUUACAAAGAGAAGGGAGGUGAAAUUGCUCGCUGAAAUGCUGGGACUACCUUUAUUUCUAUCCGCAUCUGGACGUGGCAUCAUCGACGAGCAAGAUCACAACUUCAAAGGGCUUUACUUUGGAGACUGCUCUGAUCCACUUGUGAUGCAGAAGGUCCGGUCUUCUGAUCUGAUCAUAUCCAUUGGCAACAUUCACUCUGAUUUGAACGUCGCAUCAGUGUCAUGGAGCUUUGAUCCAUCGAAAAUGAUUGAAGUUCGGGAUGAAAUUACUCACGUACAGGGCAAAGCGUACCCAGAUUUGAAAAGUGCGAGUCUUCUACAAGCUAUCAUCCGCCGUUCAGCCACUUCCAUUUCGAUAAAAAGACGCCAAGAUUUAGCUUUGCCCAUGUCAAAGAUCGCCCCGGAAACGGGAAAUGGGCGUAUGCCAUUCACGUCAGCUGCGAUCAUGAGUCAGGAGCCUGCCCCUGGAGACGUAUUGAGAAAGGGCGUGCGGAUGUCGCAUACGCUGAGCUACAGCGAGGAAACCAACAGUAUAAGCCAUGACUGGUUAUGGCCCAAGAUGAGUGACUGGCUAUGCCCCGGAGACACAAUUAUAGCCGAGACGGGUACCUCCAACUUCGGAAUAUGGUCUACAAAGUUUCCCCGUGGUGUCAACUUCAUCAGCCAGUAUGUGUGGGCUAGCAUCGGGUAUUCCUUGGGUGCUUGCCAGGGAGCUGCUGCGGCCGUUCAGGACUCAGAACAACCCGAUCGACGAACCGUCCUCUUCAUCGGCGACGGGAGCUUCCAGUUCACCUGUCAGGAGAUGAGCACUAUCAUCAAACACAAGCUCACGCCUAUCAUUUUCGUUAUCUGCAACAAAGGAUACACGGUCGAGCGGCUUAUCCAUGGCUGGAAUGAAUCUUACAAUGACAUUCAGGAAUGGCAAUACCGAAAACUGUUGGGGGUCUUUGGUGCAGAUCGCGGAUCGUAUCAGACACAUCAGAUUCGGACCCAGGCCGAGCUUACUGCUCUUCUGCAGGACCCAUCGUUCAAUAAUGACCAGGUUCUUCGAUUUGUUGAACUACACAUGGAUCGGGAUGAUGCUCCGUCUAAUCUUACGAUACUAACUCAGCAGCUUGUAACGCCGGAAGCGCAAUCUCAAGUGGCUAAAUGUCGAAACGAAGAAUAA
Penicillium atrosanguineum is the source of this 1845-nucleotide messenger RNA. Its product is annotated as alpha-keto acid decarboxylase family protein. Bases 1 to 1845 code for a protein of 614 amino acids. The record is from RefSeq and is a predicted model, not a curated record. Gene Ontology annotation, molecular function: thiamine pyrophosphate binding; carboxy-lyase activity; magnesium ion binding. The transcript is spliced from 5 exons. Lineage: Eukaryota; Fungi; Ascomycota; Eurotiomycetes; Eurotiales; Aspergillaceae.